Aethalodelphis obliquidens (Pacific white-sided dolphin) is the source of this 2002-nucleotide messenger RNA. Its product is annotated as zinc finger protein 837. Lineage: Eukaryota; Metazoa; Chordata; Mammalia; Artiodactyla; Delphinidae. The record is from RefSeq and is a predicted model, not a curated record.
GUCAGCAGGACAACUCCCCUGGGUGUGAGCCCCACUGCAGGGACUGUCAGAGUGCAGGAGCUGGACGCCUGGUGCAAGAGUCACGUGGCCCCACCUCCUCUCCAGACCCUGACCUGGUCAUCCUCAGGGGCCGCAUGCUGGGCAGGGCCUCUGUCCGUGCCCAGCGGGUGCCAGGGCCUCCAGCCAGAACUCCUUCCUGGUGCAGCAUCCCAGGACACCCCCUGGGAAGAAGACCCCUGCGUGUGACCACCGUGGGGUCCAGGUGCUGCACUGGAGCUGCCCCCGCGCUGCGCUGUGCAAGGUCCACUCGGACUGCCGCCUGCGCGCACAUCCCUGUCCCAGGACCCUGCUGCCGGCCUCUCUCCAGCAGAGUCCCUUCGUGGAGCUUCCUGCCGCGGGCCGGCACAGCGAAGCCUGUACCCGGAUGUCCCCGCUGGCCCUGCAGGAGCUGAUGCAGGCGGCUGAGGAGCCCCUUCCGUGCGCCCGGUGCGGAAAGCGCUUGAGCCCCAACGAGCAGCAGCGGAUGGACGAGGGCCCCCGGAUGUGUCCUAGGUGCGACCAGGCCUUGGGUCCUCUCCCCCGUGAGCCCGGCCGCCCGGUUCAGCAGCUGUACGCCAGCGUCGAGUGCGGCAAGGCCUUCACGUGCACCUCAAGACUGCUGCAGCCUGAGGGCAUCCACACGGGUGAGCGGCCCUAGUGCACCGACUGCGGCCAGGCCUUCGUGCGCUGCUCCGGCCUCCAGGGCCACCAGAAGACGCACUCGGCCGAGCACCGCAACUGCGCCACGGCCCUGGCUCCGCGGGCCUUCCGGCCGAGGUGCUCGCCGCGCGGGGAGAAGCCCCAUGAGUGCGCCGAGCGUACCAAGGCAUUCGGCCUGCUCUCGCACCUGGCGGAGCACCGGUGGCGUGUGCACACCGGCGAGAAGCCCUACGCCUGCUCAGAGUGCAGCCAAGCCUUCAACCAGCGCUCGAACCUGAGCCGGCACUGGCGCACGCACAGCAGCGCCAGGCCCUACGUGUGCCGGCUGUGCAACAAGGCCUUCAAGGGCCGCUCCGGCCUGGUGCAGCACCGGCUUGCACACACCGGUGACCAGACCUACGGCUGUCCCAAGUGCGGGAAGACCUCCCGGGGUUGCUCCGAGCUGCACCAGCACGAGCGCCUGCACUCGGGGGAGAAGCCCUGCAUCUGCGCGGACUGCGGCCAGGCCUUCGUGCGCAACUGCAGCCUCCCGCGCCCAGCGCGCGCACACACCGGCGAGCAGCCCUAUGCGUGCGGCCGCUGCGGCCGCGCCUUCAGCCAGCGAUCCAACCUCCACGAGCACCAGCAGCAGCCCGCGGGCGGCGCGUUAAACCUCGCCUCGCGCACACGGCGUCCACAGGCGUCCCCCACCUGAAGCUUCCUAGGGGGCUUCAGUAGCCCUCGGUCGCCUUGGGGGUGUCUGCACACCCUCUGGCGUAGCUGGGCCCCCCCUCCUCUCUUAGAUCUGGCGAGGCCUCCGCCUCUGACCUCCCUGGCCUCGGGAGUGGGCCCCUGCGCAUCUCGUGCACCUACCCGAGGCUGCUGGCCGGGGGCUUCUGGGGCUGGGACUCUGCCUGCCCACCGCCUGGCGGUUCAGUGGUCGCUGUGGAGAGGGCUCUGUUGGGGGAGGGGCGGGAUUCCCUGGCAACUUUGGGCUGGUCUGUGAUUGGCAGGUGGGGAUGUCACGUUACAUCAAAGCCAGGUGGUCCUUCCCACCCCGAGCGCUCGUCCCCUCCUGUCCGGACGCCAGGAUGGACUACGUCUCCCAGAAGCCCCUGCGGCGUGGGCGCAAUCAAGGAGGGAGACUUGAAGGUGUGGCUACACCUGCCCGAGGCCACCACUUAGGUGGAGUCCAGCCGAGACCUGGAGCAGCAUGUUUCUUUCCUAGCUUUAUUGAUUGUUGCUAUAGCUGAGACUCCUGAGGCCACAUCUGCCCUUUGUCCCGACCCCCUGGAGCCCUGCUUUCCUGGAAAUACGAAUGAGC